AUGACUACUUUUACAAGCGACAACAUGGAUGCAGAGGCCGAGAUCGCGUUGUUUACCGGUCCAGAUACCAUGGAACUGUUGAACUACACUUCAAACGAGCUAAAUCGCCACUUGCAACUGCAGAGACACGGAGUCCAGUGGCCCCUUGGACCGGUCGCAUUUCGUAUGCCGCCUCGGUUUCCUGGCACAGUGCCUCCAACCAAUACACCACAGGUGACUGCCACAGAUAUACAUAACUCUGUGUACGAACUGCCGACGAGCUCACCUCAACUUUCGAACCAUGUGAACAACGUGGAGAGCGAGCUUCAAACCGGACAGGAUGUCACUCCAGUUUCGCCUGUUGCACGCAGCGAUACCCGCUCAUCCUUUGAGAUCCUAGGAUGUAUGCCACCAGAGAGGCGUGCUACAUCUCAUCCUGGCGUCGGAUCACGUCUGAGCAGACCACCCUCUAGCAUGCCCUACUUUGGACCUGUGGGCGAUGAAGGACAUCUGGGAGAAGAACUCGAUGCUGUUGAACAGGCAGGGGAGCGCGCUGCACCUCGUCCUGAUGCACCAGCCCUUGUUCUCGGAAUCAAGUCACUAGUCCAAUUGGUCGUCGCAGUUUUCCUGUUUGCAGUCAGCUCCUUUUCGACCACUGCCGCAGGAGCCGUAAUCACUGUUUUGCGACAGGUAGGAAAACCUGUGCAUCCUGGUUACGGUGCAUGGUUAGUCCUCAGCAUAAUUGUCUGUGUCUUCAGUACAGCCGGACUGGCCUACAUCCUCCGUGGAUCCGCAUCCUUCAACUGGCGGCCCAGAAGAGUUCGAGUCCCAUGGACCAUCCGCUCUCCUUUUGCCAGAAGACUUCCUGGUGUCCCGUCUCGCAGCCAAUCGCCCGGUCAUCUCCCUCACCCUAAGGAGUUCGAGUUGGAUGACUUGGAGAACCAGCCGCCGCGACCGCCUACUCCAUAUCCUGGACUAAGCAGGCCUAUGCCAGCGCACUCGCCACAGUUUUUCCCACAGGGUCGGCCCCAGACUUUGCCUCUUGGCUUCCCGGUUCCACCUGCUACGGGUGUCAAUCGCAUGGACAGCACAGUCAGCAGGAUGACUACAAUUUCUUUCCAGUCUGCGCCUCGCUCAGUCAGCCCCUUGUCGGACGUACCUCCCACGCCUCCGCCGAAGCCGACUGUCCCUCGUCUUGAGUCGCGGGAGCCUCUGCUUCCACCCACGGCCUCAGGCGGAACUGUGACACAAUCUGAUACCAGAGCGAGCAUCAUGACCACUCUUUGCGAUGCUGUCCAGCUUUCCAACCCUGCCAACGAACCCGGCCAUGUCACUCAGCAUUACAGUCCCUUGAUGACAGGAAGCAGCCCCGCGACCACUGUUACCGGUCGUGAUUCCGGAUCGAUCCAGUCUCCUCGGCCGACUUAUCCAAUUGAGCUUGCAUCACCCUCUCGAGGCAGAGAGUAUCGAGGCAGAGAGUACCGUCGUUAG
Molecule: messenger RNA, 1470 nt
Organism: Diaporthe amygdali
Lineage: Eukaryota; Fungi; Ascomycota; Sordariomycetes; Diaporthales; Diaporthaceae
Exons: 1
Coding region: 1-1470 (489 amino acids)
Source: RefSeq, a predicted model, not a curated record